Messenger RNA from Closterium sp. NIES-67, 780 nucleotides. NCBI's taxonomy places the organism in Eukaryota, Viridiplantae, Streptophyta, Zygnematophyceae, Desmidiales, Closteriaceae. The record is from the annotation of a GenBank genome assembly.
UACCUGACCAGCAAAGGAGGAAGCUAGAUCCUAAGGCACAGUGGGGGAUCUUCCUUGGGGUUUCUGAGAGGAGCAAGGCUUGGGUGCUAUGGAGUGUAGCUGACCAGCGUGUGAUGGAGAGCCGUGAUGUGAUUUUCCAUGAGGGGCUGAAUUAUAAGGGGUGGAAGGAGCGUGGUGCAAGCCAUAGUGGGACUUCCAAUCAAGACCCUCAUACGGCCUCUAUCUUUGAGGGGGCAUGGGAGGACCCUGGAGAUGAAGGGGAGGAGCAGCAGGAGGAGCCAGAACCAGCUGAUUCUAACCAUGAGGAUUGGCAGCAGUUGUUGAACCAGCAGCUGUCCAAGACUCCAAGGACUCCAAUGAAGAGGGUGACUUGGGAGGAGAAGCUGCAGAGGCUGGAAGAAGGAGAGGCAACACCUCUGCGACGCAAUGAGGAGAGGAUCUCCUUAUUCCUCUAUGUGGAUGACCUCUUGCUCCUAUGCUCUAGCUUUGAUGUGCAUGCCUAUGAGGAUGAACCUUUGCUGCGAGAUGAGCUGGUCAAGCUCUACCAAAGCAUUGUGGGAUCCCUCAUGUAUGCUUGUACUACCACACAGCCGCAGAUUGCAUUCGCAGUCUCACAGCUAUCUAAGGUCGCCUCUUGUCCUAAAAUGUUCCACUUGCAGGCCGCUAAGAGAGUGCUGAGGUCCGGUGGCAUUUCAUUCGGGAGAUGGUGGCUGCGGGAGAGGUGAUUUUGCAGUGGUGCCCCACCAACCGUCAGGCUGCUGAUAUCCUUACCAAGGCUCU